AUGCACUACUCCAACCUGGCCGGGGCUUUCUUCGCCCUCCUUCUCCCCGUAACCACCCAAGCCGCCGCAGUGCCGUCGUAUGCGACUCGCAGCAUUGCAGGCGUGUCGGUCGUCGACACGCCGAUAGUGCGCGCGGCGCAGGCGUUCGCGCAGGCACACAGCGCCGACUUUGCCUACAAGCACAUCAUGCGGUCGUGGCUCUUCGGCGCCCUCAUCGUCAGGCAUAACACGACGCUACAGGGCGCCGUCGACCUCGAGCUGCAGGCCGUCGCCGCGCUGCUCCACGACCUCGGCUGGGACCGCUCGCCCGCCUCGCCGUUUGUCACCCCCGACCGCCGCUUCGAGGUCGACGGCGCCUUUGCCGCGCGCGACUUUGUUCUCGGGAACAAGGCCAGCAGCAAGGCGUGGGAUGAGCGCCGCGUGCAGCUGCUGUGGGACUCGAUCGCGCUGCACACGGAGCCGGCGAUUUCGUACUACAAGGAGCUGGUGGUGGCGACGGUCAGCAAGGGCAUCCAGAUGGACUUUGCAGGUCCCGCGUUCGGCGUCACGCAGGCCGAGUAUGCGGCGGUGCUGCGCCAAUUCCCCAACGCGGACCUCAAGAAGGGCGUCAACGAGACCAUCAUCUGGCUGUGCCAGACGAAGCCGGCUUCUACAUACAACAAUUGGCAGCAGGAGUGGGGGCAGUACGUGGGAGGCUACGAGGCCGAGGCCGAGAGCCACAAGCUGGUCAAUGUCUUACUCCAAGAUCUGCACUGA
Molecule: messenger RNA, 756 nt
Organism: Lasiosphaeria miniovina
Lineage: Eukaryota; Fungi; Ascomycota; Sordariomycetes; Sordariales; Lasiosphaeriaceae
Exons: 3
Coding region: 1-756 (251 amino acids)
Source: RefSeq, a predicted model, not a curated record